Mandrillus leucophaeus (drill) is the source of this 3084-nucleotide messenger RNA. It is a transcript of the gene CDH4, whose product is annotated as cadherin 4, type 1, R-cadherin (retinal). NCBI's taxonomy places the organism in Eukaryota, Metazoa, Chordata, Mammalia, Primates, Cercopithecidae. The transcript has 15 exons. Gene Ontology annotation, biological process: calcium-dependent cell-cell adhesion; adherens junction organization; homophilic cell-cell adhesion. Gene Ontology annotation, molecular function: cadherin binding; calcium ion binding. The record is from RefSeq and is a predicted model, not a curated record. Bases 709 to 2811 code for a protein of 700 amino acids. Gene Ontology annotation, cellular component: adherens junction; plasma membrane; catenin complex.
GCACCGGCACUCUGGCUUUCUCCUUUCUCCCUCUGCCUUAAUGAUGCUGCCCCUUUCCUGUUCCUGAAUGAAGCUGAAGCCCGCUUCCUUUCGCCACACACAACACAGCAGCAAUCUUCUCAGCCGUGCACUCACAGCUGGGAAAAUGAAGGGAGGAAGGAGUCCCAGCCACAGGAUAGAGGAACGGCCUCUCCACAGAGACGCUGCUGCUUCUGAGCUGAAGUGACAGUCAAGUUCAGCAGCUGUGUGGGGACCAAGGGGACGCAAUACGAGACCAACAGCGUGGACUUCAAAGUCGGGGCCGACGGGACGGUCUUCGCCACCCGGGAGCUGCAGGUCCCCUCCGAGCAGGUGGCGUUCACGGUGACCGCGUGGGACAGCCAGACAGCAGAGAGAUGGGACGCCGUGGUACGGCUGCUGGUGGCCCAGACCUCGUCCCUGCACUCUGGACACAAGCCACAGAAGGGAAAGAAGAUCGUGGCUCUGGACCCCUCUCCGCCUCCGAAGGACACCCUGCUGCCGUGGCCCCGGCACCAGAACGCCGACGGGCUGAGGCGGCGCAAACGGGACUGGGUCAUCCCGCCCAUCAACGUGCCCGAGAACUCGCGCGGGCCCUUCCCGCAGCAGCUCGUGAGGAUCCGGUCCGACAAAGACAAUGACAUCCCCAUCCGGUACAGCAUCACGGGAGUGGGCGCCGACCAGCCCCCCAUGGAGGUCUUCAGCAUUGACUCCAUGUCCGGCCGGAUGUACGUCACGCGGCCCAUGGACCGGGAGGAGCAUGCCUCUUACCACCUCCGAGCCCACGCUGUGGACAUGAACGGCAACAAGGUGGAGAACCCCAUCGACCUGUACAUCUACGUCAUCGACAUGAAUGACAACCGCCCCGAGUUCAUCAACCAGGUCUACAACGGCUCCGUGGACGAGGGCUCCAAGCCAGGAACCUACGUGAUGACGGUCACGGCCAACGAUGCUGACGACAGCACCACGGCCAAUGGGAUGGUGCGGUACCGGAUCGUGACCCAGACCCCGCAGAGCCCGUCCCAGAAUAUGUUCACCAUCAACAGCGAGACUGGAGACAUCGUCACAGUGGCGGCUGGCCUGGACCGAGAGAAAGUUCAGCAGUACACAGUCAUCGUUCAGGCCACAGACAUGGAAGGAAAUCUCAACUAUGGCCUCUCAAACACAGCCACAGCCAUCAUCACGGUGACAGAUGUGAAUGACAACCCGCCAGAAUUUACCGCCAGCACGUUUGCAGGGGAGGUCCCCGAAAACCGUGUGGAGACCGUGGUCGCAAACCUCACGGUGAUGGACCGAGAUCAGCCUCACUCUCCAAACUGGAACGCCGUUUACCGCAUCAUCAGUGGGGAUCCCUCCGGGCACUUCAGCGUCCGCACAGACCCCGUCACCAAUGAAGGCAUGGUCACCGUGGUGAAGGCAGUCGACUACGAGCUCAACAGAGCCUUCAUGCUCACGGUGAUGGUGUCCAACCAGGCACCCCUGGCCAGCGGGAUCCAGAUGUCCUUCCAGUCCACGGCAGGGGUGACCAUCUCCGUCAUGGACAUCAAUGAGGCUCCCUACUUCCCCUCAAACCACAAGCUGAUCCGCCUGGAGGAGGGCGUGCCCCCUGGCACCGUGCUGACCACGUUUUCGGCUGUGGACCCUGACCGGUUCAUGCAGCAGGCUGUGAGAUACUCAAAGCUGUCGGACCCGGCGAACUGGCUGCACAUCAACACCACCAACGGCCAGAUCACCACAGCGGCAGUGCUGGACCGCGAGUCCCUCUACACCAAAAACAACGUCUACGAGGCUACCUUCCUGGCAGCUGACAACGGGAUACCCCCGGCCAGCGGCACCGGAACCCUCCAGAUCUAUCUCAUUGACAUCAACGACAAUGCCCCUGAGCUGCUGCCCAAGGAGGCGCAGAUCUGCGAGAAGCCCAACCUGAACGCCAUCAACAUCACAGCGGCUGACGCCGACAUCGACCCCAACAUCGGCCCCUACGUCUUCGAGCUGCCCUUUGUCCCGGCGGCUGUGCGGAAGAACUGGACCAUCACCCGCCUAAACGGUGACUAUGCCCAACUCAGCUUGCGCAUCCUGUACCUGGAGGCCGGGAUGUAUGACGUCCCCAUCAUCGUCACAGACUCUGGAAACCCUCCCCUGUCCAACACAUCCAUCAUCAAAGUCAAGGUGUGUCCAUGUGACGACAACGGGGACUGCACCACCAUUGGUGCGGUGGCAGCAGCUGGUCUGGGCACCGGCGCCAUCGUGGCCAUCCUCAUCUGCAUCCUCAUCCUGCUGACCAUGGUCCUGCUGUUUGUCAUGUGGAUGAAGCGGCGGGAGAAGGAGCGCCACACGAAGCAGCUGCUCAUUGACCCCGAGGACGACGUCCGCGACAACAUCCUUAAGUAUGACGAGGAAGGUGGCGGCGAGGAGGACCAGGACUACGACCUCAGCCAGCUGCAGCAGCCGGAAGCCAUGGGGCACGUGCCAAGCAAAGCCCCUGGCGUGCGUCGCGUGGAUGAGCGGCCGGUGGGCGCCGAGCCCCAGUACCCGGUCAGGCCCAUGGUGCCGCACCCAGGCGACAUCGGUGACUUCAUCAACGAGGGACUCCGGGCUGCCGACAACGACCCCACGGCACCCCCCUAUGACUCCCUGCUGGUCUUCGACUACGAGGGGAGCGGCUCCACCGCAGGCUCCGUCAGCUCCCUGAACUCAUCCAGUUCCGGGGACCAAGACUACGAUUACCUCAACGACUGGGGGCCCAGAUUCAAGAAGCUGGCGGACAUGUAUGGAGGCGGUGAAGAGGAUUGAUGACCUCGCGUCUUCGCACCGAAGUGAGAGCCACACUCGGACGCCGGAGGAGCAGGACUGAGCGGAGGCGGUCGGUCUUCCCGACUCUCCCUGCGGCCGUGUCCUUAGUGCUGUUAGAAGGCCCCCCACCCCCACGUUGAGCUGUCUAGCAUGAGCACCCACCCCACGGCGCCCUGCACACAGCCGCUGCCCAGCACCGCGCCGGCUGGCACUGAAGGACAGCAAGAGGCACUCUGUCUUCACUUGAAUUUCCUAGAACAGAAGCACUGUUUU